AUGACUUUAGCUGGCCCAAAUAAAAAAGGCCUAACUUUAGGUACCCAUCUCAUUUCGGCCAUUGGCCCACGUCAGAGUAACCGAACCUUUACCUAUCGUCACAAGGAAGCCCGAAGCCCAUGCCAUACCCAGGCCCAAUCCAGUACCCGCCCACCGCUUCACCGGCGAGCCCAACCCUGAGCCCGCCGCCCGUAGAACGCCGACGCGACGCCACGCAGCGCGGUACGGCAGCAGCCAUGGAGCCCGCGGCAAUGGACCGCAUCGCCACCCGCCUCUCCGCCGUCGAGGGCCUUUACUUCCCGUCCUCCUUUCUCGGCCCGUCCCCCACCGGCACGGGGGCCGCACCCCCACCCCCUCCCUCCCCGCCGCGGCGGAGGGCGGAGCUCCGCUCCCUCCUCGCCCGCGACGCGCCGCUCUUCCUGGAGCGGUACGGCGCGGCGCUGUCCGCCGACGAGCUCGCCGCCUUCGACGCGCUCAGCCCGGACUACGAGGUCGACUGGCACCUCCGCCGCCUGCGCGCCGCCGCCGCGGGGGCUCCCCCGCCCGCGUCGCGGGUGCGGAACCGGCGCCGCGCGUUCCUCGACCGCCUCGUCCGCGAGGGGGAGUACUUCUCCGAGGACGCCAUGAGGGAGCGGGAACCCUACUUGCACCACGAAUACCUCGGGAGGUUCCAGGACCCGCUCGGCAGAGCCAUGGCGCGGCCCGGGGAGAGGUGGUCUGAAACGCUCAUGCGCCGCGCGGAGGAGGCGGUCAUCGUGGAGAAGAUUCGCGGGGAGCAGAUUAGGAGAGGGGUCGAUCCCAGCGAGUGGGUGGGUGGUGGCGCUGAGGAGACCAUGGAGGAGCAGGAAGAAGAGGAGGAGGAGGAGGAGGAAGAAGAAGAGGAAGAAGAGGACGAGGAAGACGGGAUGAAGGAAAAGGGGACAGAGGUCGAGAAGCCUAUUGCGACUGAGGUGGUUGCAAAUGAGGCUAUGCCAGUGGAGUCCAACAAUGGGGGAGACUCUGCUGCAACGACUUCCAACCAGACGUUAUCUUUUGAAGAAAUGCAGGAUCAGUUGGAGCAGUUCACAUAUGUGAUGCAGCAAAAGUUCCUGUCCGGGGAAGACACUGAGCAUAUGGACUAUUCUCAGAUUGAUAAUGAUGAGAUGCUUGAUGAUCAUUGGUCCAGAGAAGCCAACUAUGAUGCAGAGGAAAAGUAUUUCGAAGAAGAUUAGUUAGUAAUAGGCUGCUGUUUUGGUACCUGAGAAGCAAUGAAUCAGCUUGUUUGUUUAUGUGGUGUUUAUGUUCAGAACCUGUAGAGUUAGCAUGUAUUGUAUAUAAAAUCGUCUUUUGAUCUGAGACAGCGUACUGUUGAUAUGUAACCGUUGCGUCUUGCAUCCCAUGGUGGUUAGUCUUCCCUUUUAAUUUCCUUAUUGAUUGAAAUAACUCAUGUUUAGUUGUUCGUAGUCCAGAUAAGUGACUAACAUGAGUAUUUGAUUGAUUA
Sorghum bicolor (sorghum) is the source of this 1480-nucleotide messenger RNA. RefSeq names its product coiled-coil domain-containing protein 97. The coding region runs from base 120 to 1211 and encodes 363 amino acids. The transcript has 2 exons. The record is from RefSeq and is a predicted model, not a curated record. Lineage: Eukaryota; Viridiplantae; Streptophyta; Magnoliopsida; Poales; Poaceae.